This is a messenger RNA of Geosmithia morbida, 1680 nucleotides long. RefSeq names its product Sugar (and other) transporter. The transcript has 2 exons. The coding region runs from base 1 to 1680 and encodes 559 amino acids. NCBI's taxonomy places the organism in Eukaryota, Fungi, Ascomycota, Sordariomycetes, Hypocreales, Bionectriaceae. The record is from RefSeq and is a predicted model, not a curated record. Gene Ontology annotation, molecular function: transmembrane transporter activity. Gene Ontology annotation, biological process: transmembrane transport.
AUGACCAACGAGGACGCAAUCCUACUCAACAGACCAUACCGGACGCGCGACCUCAAGCAGGAUGACGCACCCCACACCGACGCCGACGGCUUCGUGGCCUUCCACGAGUCCGACGUCGAGAACCCCCAGAACUGGACGUCGGCGCGGCGCUGGCAGAUAACGGUGUGCUCGGUCAUGCUGGUGAUGAACGCGACCUUUGCCUCGUCGGCGCCCUCGGGGGCCCUGGGGUCGAUAUCGUCCCACUUCGGCGUGUCGACCGUCGUGGCCGGCCUGACCCUGACCCUCUUCCUGCUCGGCUACGUGGCCGGCCCGCUGGCGUUCGCGCCGCUGUCCGAGUUCUACGGCCGGCGCUACAUCUUCUACAUCACCUUCCUCUGCUACCUCGCCUUCACCUUCCUGUGCGCCUUCGCCCCCAACUUUGGCAGCCUGCUGGUCGGCCGCUUCCUGGCCGGCACCUUCGUCUCCGCGCCCAUGAGCAACGUCCCCGGCGUCCUGGCCGACAUCUGGAACCCGCUCGAGAGGGGGGACGCCAUGGCCGGCUUCUCCAUGCUCGUCUACAUCGGGCCCGCCCUCGGCCCCGUCGUCGCCGGCUUCCUCGAGCUCACCCGCCCGGACGGGUGGCGCUGGAUCUUCUACGUCAUCCUCAUGCUCGGCGGCGCCACCGCCCUCCUCAUGUUCACCAUCCCCGAGACCCACGCGCCCACCAUCCUGACCGCCAAGGCCCGGCGGAUCCGCGCCCAGGGGGUCCACCGCGCCGUCCGCUCCCGCGCCGAGGGCGGCUCCCAGACCCUCCGCCAGGCCUACCUCGUCGCCCUCACCCGGCCCUGGGUCAUCCUCUUCGACCCCAUCAGCUUCCUCUGCGCCGUCUACAUGUCCGUCGUCUACACCCUGCUCUACAUGCUCUUCAGCAUCUACCCCAUCGUCUUCCAGGAGCGCCGCGGCUGGAACUCGGGCGUCGGCGAGCUCCCCCUGUGCGGCACCAUCGUCGGCGCCGUCCUCGGCGGCGCCAUCGUCGUCCUCGACACCCGCCGCCGCCUCGCCGCCAUCCGCAGGGGCGAGGCCUCCGUCGACGACAUGGAGCCCGAGGACCGCCUCCCCCUCGCCAUGGCCGGCGGCAUCCUCUUCCCCAUCUCCAUGUUCUGGUUCGCCUGGUCGGCAGAGUACAACUCCGUCCACUGGAUCGUCCCCUCCAUCGCCGGCGCCUUCCUCGCCACCACCCUCCUCCUCAUCUUCACCGCCUACCAGAACUACCUCGUCGACACCUACCGGAUGUACUCGGCCUCCGCCAUCGCCGCCAACACCAUCACCCGCUCCGCCUGCGGCGCCGCCGCCCCGCUCUUCACCCACCAGAUGUUCUCCGCCCUCGGCGUCGGCGGCGGCGGCAGCCUGAUCGCCGGCGUCGCCACCGUCUUGGCCGUCAUCCCCUUCCUGUUCUACAGGUACGGCAAGGCCAUCCGCAUGCGCAGCCCCUUCGCCCCCACCAUGCCUGCGCCCCCACACAACCCCGACGGCACCCUCAUCCAUGACACCGAGAAGGUCCGUGGUCAGGACGAGGAGGCCGCUGUCGCUUCCGCAGAUGCCACUGUGCCUCGUCCCGCCUAUGCCCACCUCGUCGAGGAGGGCGGUCCGGUCAUUUCCUCGUCCAGUUCCUCUGCGCCGUCUUCCAUUCAUCGGCAGUAG